Dioszegia hungarica is the source of this 465-nucleotide messenger RNA. Its product is annotated as small GTPase superfamily. Gene Ontology annotation, cellular component: plasma membrane. Gene Ontology annotation, molecular function: GDP binding; GTPase activity; GTP binding. The record is from RefSeq and is a predicted model, not a curated record. The annotation marks the transcript as partial. The transcript has 4 exons. Gene Ontology annotation, biological process: signal transduction. Lineage: Eukaryota; Fungi; Basidiomycota; Tremellomycetes; Tremellales; Bulleribasidiaceae.
GGUGUCGGUAAAUCGGCUCUGACUAUCCGAUUCGUGACUUCUCAGUUUUACGAUACUGGCUACAAUCCCACUAUCGAAGACAGCUAUCGCAAGCAGGUAGUCGUGAAUGAAGAGGCAGUGACGCUAGAGAUCCUCGAUACAGCCGGACAAGAGGAGUACGGAGCGAUGGCUGCCCAGUGGUACAAAUACGCCCAGGGGUUCUUGCUCGUCUACAGUAUCACCGAUCGGGUGUCAUACGAGAACUUGUUGUUGCUCCACCAGGAUAUACUGCGGGUGAAGGACAGGCCAUCAGUCCCUGUCAUUGUGGUUUCCAACAAGUGUGACUUGGCGUCACAGCGGAUGGUGGGCCAAAUCGAAGGCAGAGACCUUGCACGCUCGUUCGGUGCGCCAUUCAUAGAGUGUUCAGCGGCAGAAGGGGUCAAUGUGGAUGUGGCGUUUAGGCAGCUUGUCAAGCUCGUACGGAAG